AUGGGCACAGAAACAAAUCGAGGCAUGGCUACCCCUAGCGCAGAUGGCGGCAACAGCCCAGACAAUGCGCCCGCACACCAGCGACAACAUUCUUGCCAACCGCACCUCUCCGAGCCAGCACGCACCGUCGCAGAUCGCGUUGGCACUCCUCUCGGCCUAGUCAUCAACGCUGCCCCCAUUGCUUCAACUACUGUUAAACCAGAAACAAUAACCCCCGCGCCGAGCGCAUCGCCAGUUCACACUGACCAUCAUAAAUCAGCAGCACACGGCUCCGAGGCCAUCGCGCCAGCCGAGCCCAAGCAGGAUAGGUCGUCAAUCAUGACUGCCACCAGCGCGUCGACAAACGCGACUAUUCGCGACGACAACCAAGCUGCAGCCACAGAAGUGUUUCCUUCCAUGGAUGAAAUCCCACUGCAUACAGGAACCGUACAGUCUACCACCAAGAUUGUUCACCCUAAACCCAUCAACGCCGCCGCACCAUCCGAGGUACCAACACGACCUGGCACCGCUGUGAGCAACGUUGCCCAGCUAGAAGCCACCGCCGUCCGCCUAUCUAUGACGAGCUCCAUCGACGACGCGAUCCGCGAUUUACAUGGCGAGCUGAAACGAAGCGACAGCCGCCGAUCCUCCAUGUUAGCUGCCAGCCUCAAAGACGAGCCCAUCACGGGGCAGUUGACUCGACACUUGUCCACCUCGUCAGCAAAUGCCAGCCGCCAUGCAGGCUAUCUCAAGUCUCCUGGUAGUCUCGCAGCUCCAGGCAGGAUGCGAUCCUCCUCGAACCGAUCUAUAGGCUACGAACCAGAGGUUCCUAGCCUCUUGUCUCGCAAUGGACCCGGCAAGAGCUCAGUUCGCAGCGUGCGAUCCGUCAAGCCCUCUUUGGCGGAGAUUUCAGAGUCCGAGCCAACCUCAGCUCCCAAGACUGCUGAUGUUGAUAAUGGGUUAGUCGAAACCUCGCACGGUUUGGGCUUGGAACCUGCCUUUACCACCUCUACGCCAGCAGAGCCAACGCAACCGGCACCGGUCCCCAGCACUGACGCCUUCCAUGCCAUGAUGAAUAGCGCUUUUGAAUUUAGUAGCUCUGGCCAAUCACAAGACAAGGCAGCUACUGUUGAGCAUCCGGAGCGGCCGUCUAGCACACGUUCGCACGAUACAUUUAGCCAGUCUCAGAAUGCCUUUGCCGACUUUGAUGGAGUUCAUUGUGAUUAUGAUCAAGCUGGUGAGGACGAAGCUCCUCAAUCAGCACCUGCCGACAUGCACUUCCAAGAGGAGGGCUACGACUAUUUUGAUUUGGGCAUUCCAGAGCAAGAGCAUAUCGAUGAAGCAGACAUGGUAGAACCCCCCAUUUUGCAGCCUAUCCAGCCUACUGCCAUCCGAAGAGAGCGCCCACAGUCGUACAUGGACCCCCAGACCGGCAUCGAAAUGUUUUAUUACCCGGCCAAGGUUCCUGCUAUGCUCAACCGACCCCGCAAGCUUUCGAGCAAGCCCAAGGCUGUGGAACGAAAUGAACGACAACAAAAAGUUCUAAGCGCUAUGUGGACUGGUGAUGGUGGUGCGAAGGAAAUGCCUAACCGACGCCACUCAGCCAUGCCCAAAAUGGCCACCAGCGCAAGCGCAGGUGCUGGUGUCAGACAGUCGUGGCUUCCAGACCUUCGCCGACAAUAUCGCUCGUCUUUUAUGGCAUUGCCUGGCGAAGCCCACCCAGAAUUUCGUGAACAUGAACCUGUAACUCAACCAGGUGCCGAGGAGCCUGAGCAGGCACAGGAGGAGCCCCUGGAAUCCCCGCCUCCGGCUGAUACUUUACGUCGACCCAAACGCAUCUCUCACAUCGAUGAUCGACGCAAGGCUAGACUUUCGCAGCUCCCUUCACAGCUACGGGCUAGUGCCUUUUUCGAUGCUCCCGUUGUUUCACCUGACAUUGAGAUCAAGGACGGUUCUGCUAUGCGUACUUUGGACCACAUCUUGGACGUCUCCGCUACUGCGCCUGUUAGUGCCUUUACUGACCACCUUUACGCUGGCCCUCUCGGCUCCGAAGUCUACGGCAAAGAGAAGAAGCGCCAGUCGACUAUGACUCUCUCACCGUCUUUGGCAUCUGUAGGUUCGCCGACUGAGCUGAAGACUGUUAAGAGCCGCUCGUCAUUCAUGUGGUUGGGUAAGCGCUCAUCAAGCUACAACAGCCAAGAAAUACCAAAGGCGCACAGCGUUGGUGGCCGUUCUCUUCUUGACCCUGCUGAAUCCAACCUAAGCAGCCCCAAGAUUGGCAGCGAACCGGCCCGCGACGAGGGCCAUAGCAUUCAUUCCCCAGGGCAGCCAGUUGCUGAUAAUGCAGAGCAUGCCGAACCUGGACAUGCUGCGACAGGGGAGCAUGAAGCUGGCCUAGAAGCAGCGGGCGAGGAAUUGAUGGAGGAAGAAGAGGAGGAGGACGAUGCAUUUUUCGGGCCACCUACAACACUAUUGGCCGAACUUCAACUCCGUAAGCAGCAGCAGAAGGAUCGAACCAAGCAGCGUUUUCUUGUACCAUCUGGCACUCGCGCAACAUUGUUGGAAAUGGAUGCUGUUGCGGAAACUCAACGCAAAGGACGUCAAACCAAACGCGUCAACCUGGCCUGGGAAGACCCCAACAUGCAUCUUGACCAGAACGGUUCAGACGAUGAAGAUGUUCCGCUCGCGAUUCUUGCCGCGAAGCAGCACGGAGCGAAGAACAUGGCGGAUGUUGAGCGUCCUGUGGGAUUAAUGGAGCGACGCGACAUGGAAGACAACGAGCCACUCAGCCAGCGCCGCGCUCGCUUACAAGGACUUGAUCUUGCUCCUCAGCAAAUCCGACCAACCACCAUGAUCUUCUCGCCCUCUCGACUGGGUGAUCCCAACCCCUCGCAACUGAAUCUGCCAACCAUAGAAACGCCUGUAGAGGAAGAAAUUGAAGAGGAAACAUUGGCGCAGCGUCGCAAACGCCUGGCUGCCAAGGAUGGAGGUGAACUGGCUCUUCCAACAGCGCGACCUGUGAGCGGUGCCUUUUCCGUCGAAGUUCUUAGCCAAUUUGGUGAUCUUGAUGAGGGCAAGGCGAAGAAAGAGGCCGCAGCUCCCAAGGAAGGCGAAGAGGAGACUCUGGGUCAAAGACGACGAAGACUCCAAGCCGAAAAGAUGGCCCGAGAGGAAGAAAUGGGAAUACAAGGCCCCUCUGGAGGUGUCUAUGCUGGUGGUGCGGUGCAACAUGCAGAUCGCAGACUCAGUAUGGCAUCCGUCCUGGGUGCUCAUUUAAGAAAGAGCCCAGAUCUACGCGUUCAAGAAGAGCGCCUUCGACGCGAACAAGAGGAAAUGAUAGCCCGUGAGCAAGAGGCUAAGAUGGCAGCUAUGCGCAUGCAAAUGCCCCAAACCCUUGUUGGCCCAGGCAAAGCCACGAAUGGCGGCUUUCGUGGAGGCAUGUACAAUGACGGAACUGGUGGCGUUGCCCAACAGCCUCCCAGCAUUAACCAGUAUCAACCCAAUUUCGCUCAGCCAACCAUGUUUAGCAACAGCCAAGGCCCAGUUGGCUACAACCAAGCGAGCUAUGUCAACAAUGGUUAUGCCAGCAAUAGUUUCAACAUGAGCACACAGUCGGCACCCAUGAUGAUGGGUGGCCAGAUGAUGGGAUAUCAACAACAGCCCAUGUACGCCAACUUUGGCGGCUACAAUGCGGGUAUGGCCGCGUACUCGCAGAUGAACUUGGGCAUGUAUCAAAACCGCCCAGGCAACAUGCACGCCAACGGGGGAAUGAUGCACCAGCAGAUGCAGGUUCCUGGAUCUUCUGGUUCGCUCGAUGCCGUUGAACGAUGGCGACAGGGCAUCCGACCUUAG
Molecule: messenger RNA, 3831 nt
Organism: [Torrubiella] hemipterigena
Lineage: Eukaryota; Fungi; Ascomycota; Sordariomycetes; Hypocreales; Clavicipitaceae
Source: the annotation of a GenBank genome assembly